AUGGACGGGCCCAACGCCUUGGAGAAAGAUUUCUCUCGGCAAGAUCCUUACGGCAAUGGAUAUGGCGGACAUACGCACCUCGAAGCCUCGGCCGAUUCGGGUACUGCAUUGCAUCAGAUUCGAACAGCAGGUAGCAUUUCCAUCUCGCCAGAACUUUUUGAGAAACUAUAUCUGUCACCACAGAACAAAGUAAAAGGAGAGCUGCGCAAGACAUUCGGUAACCCAACGCCUCUCGCUCUUAUCGGUUUUUUGUUGUCUCUGCAUCCUUUGAGCAUGACGCUGAUGGGAUGGCGAGGUGCUGGUGGAAGUGGAGCAGCAAGCACCGGUUGGUACUAUUUCGCGGGCGGUCUGCUCAUGAUUCUCGGUGGUCUUGGUGAAUGGAUCCUCGGAAAUACCUUCCCCUUUGUUGUCUUCUGCUCUUUCGGUGCCUUCUGGCUCGGUUUCGCCGCCACCCUUCAGCCUAUUUACAACGCAUAUGGCGCGUACGCCGACCCUAACGUCGCAGGCAGUACAGGCCUAGAGUCUGCUGGCUUCAACGUCGGUCUUGCAUAUUUCCUCAUCAUGAUGGGCAUUCUAUGCUUUGUUUACCUCAUCUGCUCCAUCCGCACGAAUUUGGUCUUCUUCCUUAUCUUUUUUACCCUCGUGCCUGCUUUCGGCCUCCUGGCUGGCAGUUAUCUCCAGGCUGCAAACGGUCGAGCAGCACUUGCUGCCAAGCUUGCUGAAGCUUCUGGUGCAUUCUGCUUCGUUACUUGCCUCUGUGGAUGGUACAUCUUUUUAGCAAUUAUGCUGGCUAGCGUCGACUUCCCCUUAGACCUUCCUCUUGUCGAUCUUUCGAGUGUAGUAAAGGGCGCCAGCGAGAAGCGCAAGGUGGACCACAUGGAGUAA
Molecule: messenger RNA, 885 nt
Organism: Alternaria atra
Lineage: Eukaryota; Fungi; Ascomycota; Dothideomycetes; Pleosporales; Pleosporaceae
Exons: 6
Coding region: 1-885 (294 amino acids)
Cellular component (GO): plasma membrane
Molecular function (GO): acetate transmembrane transporter activity
Source: RefSeq, a predicted model, not a curated record